This is a messenger RNA of Ostrea edulis (European flat oyster), 1230 nucleotides long. Its product is annotated as acetylcholine receptor subunit alpha-like. Lineage: Eukaryota; Metazoa; Mollusca; Bivalvia; Ostreida; Ostreidae. The coding region runs from base 1 to 1230 and encodes 409 amino acids. The transcript has a single exon. The record is from RefSeq and is a predicted model, not a curated record. Gene Ontology annotation, cellular component: neuron projection; membrane; synapse. Gene Ontology annotation, molecular function: extracellular ligand-gated monoatomic ion channel activity; neurotransmitter receptor activity; transmembrane signaling receptor activity. Gene Ontology annotation, biological process: nervous system process; chemical synaptic transmission; regulation of membrane potential.
AUGAGGAGCUUGAUGAUAGUUUUAUGUUUUUUCUGCUUUGUGGACGGAUAUACCAUCCAAGAUCAGACACAGCUUCACACAGACCUCGCCUCGGGAUACGACCGAAGAGUAAGGCCAGGAAUCGACAGAACGGCCCCCCUGCGAAUCGAUAUCAAAUUCUACCUGACAAGUUUAAAGGAAUUCUCGGAAGGACUAAGUAAAAUUGGAAUCGUGGGAUCACUUAGUCUUGAAUGGAUAGAUUCCCGACUCAGAUGGGACCCUAGCAACUAUGGCUGGAACCUUUACGAAACCUCGCUUUUUAUAUCUGAUAUUUGGACACCUUUCCUAGUUAUGAUGAAUCCAUUCGAUAAAGUUCGGAAAACGCUUUUAGAUGGAAUGUCUUGCAAAGUAUAUGAUUAUGGAAAAGUCAACUGCCUACCACCUGAUCUUUAUGAAGCCACUUGUGAUGCUGACGUCACUUAUUACCCGUUUGAUUCGCAGACGUGCACAUUAAAAUUUUACGUUCCCGCUCAUUACCCGUCAGAUAUUAUUCUGAGACCAAAUUCCUCUACAUUUGACAUGUUGUUGUACGAGGAGAAUGGAUUGUGGUCUAUCACAAGCACUCGUCUAUAUUAUCACGUCAGCGUGUACAAUUUCGAGGAACUUCGACUGGAAAUCAACAUGAAGCGAAGGACCGCGUAUUACAUCGCCGGAUUAAUUCUACCUAUCUGUUUCAUGAAUUUUCUUCAGAUUUUAGUGUUCGUUUUGCCCGUGGAGUCCGGAGAGAGGAUGGGAUUUUCUAUCACCGUUUUACUGGCUGUCGCUGUGUUCCUCACAAUAAUACAAGACAAGCUGCCCGAGGCAUCAGAACCGAAUGUAUCGUAUUUAACUUACAAACUUUUGGUCGACAUGUUGCUUGGUUGUGCUAUGGUGAUAGCCGUGGUAUUUGGAAUGAAUUUCUACCAUAAAGCAGACGACAAGGCGAUUCCCACCAGAUUGAAGAGUUUCACACGCCGCGUGAUGAUGUGUUGUAAACGUAAAAUAUCAACAGUUUCAAUAGAAAAGUAUGGGGAUACGGAGAAAACUCCAGUAGAAUGUGUAAACGAUGACGCAGGCAGUGACAUCACAUGCAACGUCACUUGGAACGAUGUCGGGUUAGCUUUCGACAGAUUGUUUUUAAUUCUUUUCUUCGUUUUAUUGAUUUCUAAUAACGUUGUAUACCUUGUAAUAAUGGCUAUGAUGAGUUCGUGA